Messenger RNA from Megalobrama amblycephala (Wuchang bream), 8526 nucleotides. It is a transcript of the gene pax5, whose product is annotated as paired box 5. The record is from RefSeq and is a predicted model, not a curated record. The transcript has 11 exons. Bases 1994 to 3262 code for a protein of 422 amino acids. Gene Ontology annotation, biological process: anatomical structure development; regulation of transcription by RNA polymerase II. Gene Ontology annotation, molecular function: DNA-binding transcription factor activity, RNA polymerase II-specific; RNA polymerase II cis-regulatory region sequence-specific DNA binding. Lineage: Eukaryota; Metazoa; Chordata; Actinopteri; Cypriniformes; Xenocyprididae.
CUUAAUAUCAAGUUCUUAAUAAUCUUUUGUUAGGGCUGGUUAUGGAAAAAUAAUUAGUAUGAAAAUAGAGCAAAAGCCUGUGUGGAACAGCGCUCGUGUCCGUCAAACAUGUAGAUAAGGAAGAAUAUUUUUGGAGGCACAAAGAAACCUCAUAAAUAAAAACGAAUAGAUUUCAUUAUAUAUGAACGCAGAGUUAUUAAACUUUUAAAAGCGUUUAUUAAAAAAACAAUAUUAAAACUUUUUUUUUUGUCGAAAAUAGUAAACAGCAGUCGGAUUUUUUUCACGUGCAAGUGCGAUAGCCUAAUUUCUAAUGUGCAAAUACAACACUGAGUAAGAAAAUAUGUUCCUUUAUUUUACAUGUAUCGUUAUAUUUGAUAUGCACAUGUAGCUCAGUAAAAUGCUGCACUAUGUCAGUUGUCAUAAGCAAGUUUUAGUACGAUUUUACAAAGCUUAUUCAUAAUUGAAAGCAUAGGCUAUUCUGACGCAAUACCCAAUUAUUAACCAUUUAUUAAUUGCAUGACUGAAAAACGUGCAAACGGAUAUUUUAAAAUUUCAAUUUUAUCACCUUCCUUAAUUGAAAUUAGACACGGGAUCAGCGAAGCCAGAGAACCAACUUCGAUUCAAGACUCCCUAUUUGUCAGUGCACAAUUGGGACAGCACGUCACUUUUACAUUGGCUCAGUGUUAGCCAAUCGGAGUCGUCUUUAUCUGAGCGCGACUCAAGGCGAUUGUGACGGCAGAGGUGCAGUGCCCGGAUAGGUAGACUUAUCUUGAUUGACAGUCUCGCUCGGGCUCGGUAGUAGAUUCAGAGCGCUGUAGCAUUGGCGCUGUCCACACGAGAGCAGGUUCUGAAACGCGCCGUGCGCUCGUGCAGUGUUUGCGCGGUAAGGACGGAGGCUCGACCACUGCUUCUCACCGCCGGAGCAAUCACGCUGGAAGAACACCGUUCGGCGGACAUCAAUUGCGACGAGAAAGACAAAUUACACUACAGUAUCAGUCAUCUGAGACUUUCCGUGGAUUUUUACGCGCGUGCUGGCUGGUUCAAAACUUGAUAGGCUAAAGCCUGUUUUCUUCUUCACGACAUUUUUUGGACAUUUUUUUCAAGUUCAAAUGCUUCACGCAAUGGCUAUUUAUCAAUUUCUGUUUAACUUUGGCAAACAUUUUGAUUCGGGGUUCAUACCAUGUACUUUUUAAUUUAAUAUGUCCACGGUCGUAUGUCUAUUGUUUGUGGAUCUUCGUGCUGUCGGAGUUAUUUGCUUUUUUAAAAAGAGAGGUUUUAAAAACGAUUUGAACAAUUAGAAGAUCAGGAUGCAAGGAAAUCGCGUUCAUGUGAAGAUACGUUGAACAUGAAGUAAAUGUUUUGGUUUCUCAGAAACCUCACCAGGGUUUUUCAGAUCCCUGGUAGAGACGCGCUCUGACAGUGCGAGCCUCAGUCACAGUUCACGGGUCACGGUCAGUGGAGCGAGGAUGUCAAGAUAGAGCUUGGAAACGAGACUUCUACAUUUUUAUCUAAAGCUUAAGAAGACUGUUCGGACUAAUAUUAAAAUUGGUACAUAUCGCCAAGACUUUUCAUGAAAUACCAUUUUGAUGAAUCCCUACAGAUGUCUGAGUUAGUUCACUCUGGAUGUUGGGCCGCAGAAGCAGUUGUGUGACCCUGCAGGGUUGUCCCCUGACCGCCUGUUUGCUUAUUUUUGUAGACUAAAAAAUGAUGGAACAGAUAAAUGCUUAUUUAUGAAUUAACUUUUUUUUAUCCCCCCCUCGAAAAUCACAAAAACUACUUUUACUCUUGACCUUAGGCCUUAGGUCUUCAGGGUCAAUUGUUUAUUUUCCAACCAAAGUUUCUUUGGACUUCAAAACAGCUGAAACUGUGUUUAAAAGAGACAUUUCCGAGCAAAAGGGACUGACUACAUACGCACAAACCUUUAAGAGGAAAAAAGAACAGGACAUUAAAGACUUUUUGGUGGUUUUUCACGGAAAGCCUGUCCUGCUAACCGAUGGAAAUCCACUGCAAACACGACCCGUUCGCAGCGAUGCACAGGCAUGGAGGGGUGAAUCAGCUGGGUGGGGUGUUUGUAAACGGGCGGCCCUUGCCUGAUGUGGUGAGGCAGAGGAUAGUGGAGUUGGCCCAUCAGGGUGUACGUCCAUGUGAUAUCUCCCGCCAGCUCCGGGUCAGCCAUGGCUGCGUCAGCAAGAUACUGGGCAGGUACUAUGAGACAGGCAGCAUCAGACCAGGGGUGAUCGGAGGCUCCAAACCAAAGGUUGCUACACCCAAAGUCGUUGACAAAAUCGCUGAUUACAAACGCCAAAACCCCACCAUGUUUGCCUGGGAGAUCCGAGACAGACUGCUGGCAGAGAGAGUGUGUGACAAUGACAGCGUGCCCAGUGUCAGCUCAAUCAACAGGAUCAUUCGCACUAAAGUCCAGCAACCACCUGGCCAAUCAGGAGCUGUCUCCGCCCAUAACUUAGCCUCUACAGUGGCAGUGACCCAGGUAUCCGCAGUAACCAGUGACGCUGCAGGCUCCUCCUACUCUAUCAGUGGAAUUCUGGGAAUUAGUUCACCUGCCGAUGCAAGCAAGCGGAAGAGAGACGAAACUCUACAGGAUUCUCCUUUGGCGAAUGGCCACGCCCAUUCAGGGCGGGACUUCCUGCGGAAGCAGAUGCGAGGAGAGCUCUUUACACCACAGCAGCUCGAGGUAUUGGACCAUGUCUUUGAUCGACAGCCCUAUCCCGACAUUUACCCCGUCCCUGACAGCAUCAGCUACAAGCCCGCCCAGACGUCUGAUUACUCGGCUAUGGCGUCUCUGGCUGGUGGAUUAGAGGAGAUGAAGAACAGCUUGGCCAAUCAGACAGGAGCAGAGUUGGGUUCUACUGUUGCGGGACCUCAAUCGUAUCCACUAGUGUCCGGUCGUGACCUGGCCAGCACCACGCUCCCUGGUUAUCCUCCCCAUGUUCCUCCAACUGGGCAGGGUAGUUACUCCACACCCUCCCUCACAGGAAUGGUACCUGGAGGUGAUUUCUCUGGCAGUCCAUACUCCCAUCCACAGUAUUCGACAUACAAUGAGUCUUGGAGAUUUGCAAACCCCAGUCUACUAGUGUUCCAGCAGGAGUACGGUUCUUUAUUGGGCUCGGAGAGAGCAGCUUCAUCGGGUCUAUUCUCCGGCCAAACCCCACAACCCACAGGAUCUCCAUACUACUAUAGCGCAGCCACACGGGGAGCAGGAACGGCAGCCACAGCAACUGCCACUGCCUAUGACCGUCACUGACCAGCCGGGCAGAGGAGAAGAGGAAUGGUGAAGGAGUAGGAGAAAGAAAAAAAAAAAAAGAGCAGCGAGAAUGGAUUGAUAGCGCCCACAUAAGACUGCUUACAUAUGGAAGAAAAGAAGUGGAGGAGGAGCAGGAAGGAGAAUGGAGAAAGGAAAAAAAGAAAGAAAGAGGUGACAAUGUUUUCCUGCCAAUUACAAUCAAUGGUCCAAUCAGAAGCUUCAGCUGAUGUGUCUAAUUUCUGUUCAUUAGUGGAAAGUAUACACCCAUUCACCUGUAUUCCUGUGGUGUCACCUCACACUAAGGGCCGUUUACACGACACCGUUUUCAACUAAAAACAGAAAACUUUUUAUGCGUUUUGAUUAUUCACUUACACAACAACAGCGUUUUGGGGGCCUGAAAACAAACUGCAUCUAAACAGGUUUUAAAGUGAAAGUUUUUGAAAACGAUACUGCUAUCGUCUCCGUGUAAAAUACAAAAAUGCACAUUUUUGAAAAAGGCGAUGCCAUGCGCAGGCGUAUUAGAUGUUCAGUUUAUAGGUACAUAGUGUUGCUUUACAAAGUGACAUUGCCAACUACUGGCCCGGCAGCAUAAUACAGCGUUUUAAGUCGCUUUCGCAGAUCCUUGUGAACAGGGAUCGUUUUGACAACAUUGUUGUCUUUAAGCGAAAAACGCAAAGAAAAAAAAAAACGUUUCCGUUUUUAGUACACUAUUGUCGUGUAAACGUACCCUAAAUCUGUUAUUGCUUUGAUUUAUCUUCUGUCAUUAAAGCCUUGCUUAUCCUAUCGUCUUUGCAUCUCUAUGCAGUCUGUUCUUAUAGAGAUGAUCAGGUGUUGGGAGUUGGUACCAGACAAUCUACUAGUGGCAGCUUGAGAUGACCUACAUGAUUUGAGUUGAUUUUUGAGUCAUUUCAUCAACCGUGUGAAUGUGGCAUCAUAAUCUGUUUUACUAGACUGCUAAAACCAUGAAUUGCUUUGGAGAGAACCUAAAGUAUUAAGUGAACGGAGAUUCAAUAGAGUUGGACAGAAAACUCAGGUUGGAAUAUUGGCAUUAUUUACAUUCAAAUUAGCCAGCGUGAAGGACAGACCCAUUUCACUAUUGAUCAUGGGAUGCUUCCAUUUGAAAUUGUAGUGUAAUUAUGGUAGAGUUAGGAGAGAUAUUACUGAAAUCAGCCCUGAUGCGUAAGCACAAGAAUAUUUGAGCCCUCAGUUCUAAUCUAGGAACCAUUUAAACAUAAUGGACUCGUUAAAUAAGAUGGAAGUUUAGCAUUAGUUGCGAUGCGAUGGCUAUAAAUGGACUGUUUUGUGAUUUCAGUCAUUAUGUUUGAAAAUGGCAGCAUUAAAGCACUGUUGUCAUGAAUGAGAGCAUCUGUAUUUUAAAGACUCCUCUCCUUCCUCUGUGUAGAUAAAUACUAUUUACGUAUGUACAGAAUACCCCUAUUCAACUGUACAUUAGUAAGAUUUAUAGCUAUUUAUGAUGGAGAGUAAUAUAUAUAAUUGUGUGUAAAAGUUUACUGCAGACAAAUGCUACAAUGCUACUGCUAGCUAAAGAUGUUGCCGUGGAAUACGUAGCUGGUUCUCUUUUUAAACCCCUGAUGUUUCAUUCCAAAUGCAAAUCAGUUGCAAUUAAUAGAGCUUGCUGGCAUUGAAGCGCUGACAAACUUUUGUAAAGUUGCUACAUUUUAGAAGGGGAACACCAUUAGCGAUGCUAAUUUCCCCAACAGGAAGUGAUGUCAUACUGUCUGUCCAUUCAAAACUCCUUAGCCUCCCCAAAGAUACUCUUCAGUAGUGCAAAUAGACACUCUUAAAAGCACAAAGUGACAAAUCUGUUAUCCGAAAAUGACUUUUUUUGUUCAUGCUCUUUCUCUUUGAGUGCAUUUGUUUUUGAAUAUUCCCUUCAUCCAUACUGCGCCAAGACAAUGCAUGAGACCAAGGUGGAGGCCUUACCAAACUCUCUAUGUAGCAACAUCAUGCUGUACAUUCGUCCCUAUUUGUCUGAGAUAUCCUGUACAUCUAUCACUUACAAUGACAAGAGCUUUUGAUAUCAUUAUUGACUGAUAUAUUGAUAUCUAACUUUAGAUUCUAGUAGAUGAGAAAAGACAAAAAGUGUGCUUUAUUUAGCUAUUGUCUGUGAUGAGUGUUCCCAGUUCUUGAUUUCAUUGUUUUUUUUUUUCAAUACACUGUGCAUUGCUGAGUAGCUUUCGAAAAAGGAGAACACUGUAGUUUUAGUAGUGAGUCACAAGCACCAAAACUUUGAUGUGAAAUAAGAAAAAAAAAGACAAAACUAUGAAUAUAUCUAUAUAGAAGUUGAUAGUUUUUAUGUUUUUAUGUUGUUGCUCUGGACUGUAAAGUAGUAAUAGGAUUACAUUUGUUUGUAGACCAUAAGUUGCACGUUAUGCAACUCUAAAGAAACCCUUGAUGCCGUUCACCACUAAUGACUACUGGUGAACUUUGACCUUUUAAACUUUUAGUCAGAGGCAUUAUGAACCUGAAGUACACCAGCUAAAAUCAAGGACAGUGCCUUUAUUUUUCUACCGAGUCAUCCAGAAUGACCAUGUGUCACUAAAUUGCGAAGCUGUCUGCAUGACAUAAUGAGAUCAGAGCUUGACCAACCAAUCAAUCAACCAAUGCCACUGCCCACAAUGUUUUUUUUUUUUUUUACAUGCCAGUUUUACAAACUAAUUAAAACCCAGCAAACAAACUAGAGGCAAAAAUUAUACUCAUAUAAUCUAUUUAAUAUUCUAACAGCAAGUAAAAUAUGAUUAUCCAUUAAAUAAACCAUUGUUCUAUUACAUACUUGUACUGCUACGAUGAGUAAUUACACUAAAAACAGAUUCAAUAUGACAAUAUGAAGUUUUAGUCAACUAAUUGCAAAUUUAUUAUCAAAACUGACAUAUUCUGAGAUUCUGAGUUUUAUUUUCUGAUGAUAUAACAGGGUACACUCUUAGAAGAAAAGGUUCUAUAUAGAACCUUAGAGGGUUCUGUCAUCAUAUAUAAAACCUUUUAGGGGUUCCCAUCAUGGGAAUGGGAAUUUAAUUUUAAUUUUGUUUAAACUCAUUUUUAUUUUUUAUUAAAUUUUAUUAAUUAAACAGCUCAUUAACAUACUUUAUCAACAGAAAAACAUUAUUAAAGACAUUUCUCCUCAUAAAACCUUUUUGGCAUAGAGAGUUCUUUGUCAAGAACCUAUACGGUUCUAUAUAGAACCUUUUUUCCUAAGAGUGUACAAGAAAUUCCUGAUGGUAACAUUAAUUCCUUUCUCUUAUAAGGAUAGUUCACACAAAAAUGAAACUUCUAUCAUCAUUUAAUCACCCUCAUAUUUUUCCAAAACUGUUUCAACUGUUAUACACUGGAAGUUGGUCCAAAAUAACAUUGGACCUCAUUGAUUUUCAUUAUAUGGACAAUAAUAAAAAACAAAAACAUAUUUUGAAAUGCCUAUGCAUACAGGUUUGGAACGACAUGAAGGUGAUUUUAGGUGAACUAUCCCUUUAAGCACUGAGAAUGUAUGUUAGAUUAAUUAUGAAGGGUUUGCCUUGCCAUUUAUCUGACCAUUUUUGUUUAAAUAGUGGUUGUGUAUUUCUGUUGGCUUAAAAUAGAGAGAUACACAUUAAACACACACACAUGCAGUCCUUUUGUCCUUCGUCAGGUCAUGAACACGCCACACCUCUCCAUCGACAUGAUCAAAACCUGCUGCGCCAGCAAAAUCGAACACCUUUCUCUUUUCUCAUCCCCUCUCAUUUCAAUUUCUUAUUUCCACCCCCGCCCACAUUUUACUCCCUUUUCCUCUCUGGUGCACCUUUAAUCUCAUCAGAUCUUCCUAACCCCUUAAUCCAAUGACAUCAGGAUUAGAAAUUCUACAAAUUAGCCGUUGAUCACCUUUAUAAAAAACCCCAUUUUCUCUGAGAAGGUUAUGAUCACAUGCAUUUAGGUUAUAAAUAGCAUGCAUUUAAAAUCUUGGUUUUAGAUUAUUGGCAUACAAGUUCAUUUAAUUAGUCUUAUUUUUUUCCAUUCACACUCAUUCUCAUCACAAAAAUGUGGCAAAGUAGAUACCUGGCUUUCAAUUAUACCUUAAAACAGUAGUUUACUCUUUAAAAUAAGGCUUAUGACUCCAUAUCUAAGAUGUUUCCAAAGUAAAAGCUGAGCAUCAUGAAUUAUACACAUUCAUCCAGUGAACAUGCCUUGUGGGAACAGCCAACAAAAUAUCAGAAUAUAGGAGUCAAAUGCCAUUUCCCAAACAAGCAAAAAUUGGUUCACAAUCCUAAAACAGUAAUAUAUAUUCGGUGAUGUAUUGAUUCUACGAGCGGUACGUCCACAUCAACAUUAAAGGUUUCCCAAUCAAAGCAGACUUUUAAAAACAGAGGACUUGGUUAUCACCUUAUUGUGGCCUUCUGUGUACAAUCGGAAGCUCCUUCUGUAAUUACUUGCUAAUAGUUUCUUUCCCAAUGGGUUCAUAAGUAUUUUUUACUCAGUUUUUGAAGUAAAGAUUAAAGAUUUUAAGAAAGUUUGAAACAUUGUGACGAAUUUGAUAACAGCAAUCAGUUCAAUUCAAAAGAAAAAGAAAAAGAAAAAAAAAAAAAAAGAAUAAAAUCAGUCCAAUAGCAUAUCUGUAGCAUCCACCAAAGUUAGAGAUGCCCGGUUUAAAAGUAUUCUCUGGUGAGCAUUGCAAAAUUUUUUCAAAUUAUGAAAUAACCAACAUGACAGAAAGAUGAAGGCAACAGAUAUUUGCAAUGAGUAAAUGAAUGAACUGCUUCUUUAAGAAAUGUGUAUGUUUUUUAUUGAAUUUUCUAGUAGUAAAAAACUCUUGGUGUUUUUCUCUGCGUGUCGUGUGUUGUCUUAAUAUUUGAAUGUAUUUACUGCGGAACAAAAUUUGCCAAAGAUAUCAUGUCAUUUGAUUUCAAUCUUUUUGGUUCUUCAUGACUUAGCUUAUUUCUUCAUUUUAUCAAAAUCUGUCCACAAGCUGGAAAUAAAUGUGAUUUGAUAUUCAUUUUCUAAUGGAAUUAUAUUGUUAUUGUUAUAUUAUUAUUGUUAUUUUUAUUAUUAUGAUUUUUAUUUGUUUGUUUUACUGUUGUUCAGGGUUAUUCAAUUGUCUGGCAUUCCUCCUAAUCCCUGAUACAGGGUCAUAGGCUACUCUGUGUAUGUGCAUAUGAGUGAAUGUUGUUUGUGAAUUAUCAAUUUACGUAUGUUGUAAUGUGAAACUAAGAAGUAAUUAUUUGUAAAUAUUGGCCAUAAUUUUAUUGGUUCAUCAGAAUAAAAGUAAUUUUUUAAGUUCA